AUGGGAAAUGUGCUGGCUAAACUACAAACCAGGAGACUGGAUGGAAUUACCAAAACUAACUUGAAGAUGCAUCAGUUUGACAAGCUUUUCCGUGCGGCUGGGGAAUCAGGAAUCUUGAUACUGGAAAGGUAUGUCAAGACCGAUGCAGAACUAGAAAUGGCUAUAGGAAGCAGGAAGCAGAAGAACAUGAAUGUUGAUAAUGUUCUCUGCCUUCGAUUAGUUGGUACGCGGGUGAAAACCAUACCAGUCAGUAUCGGUAUUUUUAGUCAUCUCGUUGACUUGGAUCUUAGUAACAAUUAUAUUGAUGAACUACCAUGGUCUAUAGUCUAUUUGAAACAACUUGAAAUUAUGAACCUAUCAUACAAUCUACUGACGAACCUCCCAUGUUGUAUCGGUUGCAUGAGAACACUGGUCAGUAUCAACCUCUGUUACAAUAAUAUCACUUACUUACCAACCGAAAUACUUUAUUUGACCAGACUGGAACAACUCGACGUGACUGGAAAUAAAACUCUGAUAUCCCCUCCCCUGACUAAAGCUGAGAAAGGUGUUGAUGCGGUGAUGGAUUUUUUAAGAAUGAGGUCACAGAGAAAGGAUAUGUGGGGGAAUAGGAAUCAGAAACCUGACUUUGAGAAGUCGUUAUUUGAACUGUGCAUCAACUGUAUAUUGAAGUAUAAGGUGGAAUUCCUCGAACUUUCCUACGUCCCUCCAGUCAUUAAAACUCACUUGCUUGAGUGCACCAACAAGAUGGGCAAGUUUGCUGUCAGCAAAUGCAGCAGGUGCAAAUGCUAUUUUUCCACCACUGUAAAUUUUGAAAUGCAUUUGUGCAAGUAG
Molecule: messenger RNA, 831 nt
Organism: Saccoglossus kowalevskii
Lineage: Eukaryota; Metazoa; Hemichordata; Enteropneusta; Harrimaniidae
Product: leucine-rich repeat protein soc-2 homolog
Source: RefSeq, a predicted model, not a curated record